AUGGAGACUGAAGCGCUCGAUCUCUUCUUCGACCUAAGGAACUUCCGUACGGCGGACCGGCCAGAAACGGACAAGGUAGCUUGCGUCCGGCAAACGUCGCCUUAUAUACCCGCAAAUCAAGGUGAGGGAAUGUGCGACGUGUUGCGGCGGAACGAUCCGGCGCAGAGGCGGAUGUCUCCAGGAGCACAGGGAGAUAUUCCCUCCGCUUCGUCAAUGCCAAGUGCAUUUACCUAUCCAUCCAACACUCCGUACUCGCGAUCGUACAUAAGAGACGCACUCGAAUUAGUGCCUAAAUACGAUGGGCACAAUAUCGCGGUUUGGCAAUUUGCUCGUGCCUGUAAAAGAGCGAAAGAAUCAGUCCCUCUUCUCGACGAGGCCCAUCUCGUUCGCUCACUAAGAAACAAAUUAACAGGACACGCCUACCUUGCCGUGGAGGAUGAGGUUCACCUAACAAUGGAUAAAUUUUUAGACACCUUGAAGCGCACAUUCGGUUCCGGUAGAACUGCUAAUUAUUACCGCGGUCAACUCAGCAUUAUUCACAAAAAGCUCGCCGAACAUAUACUAGACUACAUCGGGCGUAUCAAAGAUUUGACAACUGCGAUCAUAGAAGGAGAUCAAACAAAUUUCGAUCGUCAAUUAACGGAAAGCGAAAUAGCUUCAAUCGAUGCCCUUGCGUUAGAAUCUUUUUACGAGGGAUUGCCACGAGAAUAUCGGGUAGAACUUAGAGCCGAAGGCUAUACUAAUUUCGCAGACGCUUGUGCUAAAGUAAUUAUUAUUAAUAAACGAUUGGAGAGAGAGGAGGCUAGGGAAAAGCAAGCGCGUGCUUCGCGUACAAAUCAAAAUCAAAGUAAGAAUUCAGCGAACCCGCAAAGCAAUAAUAAUAAUAAUGUUAAUAAUAAUUUUGGUCCCUCUUCUGGAACUCCAGGUAGCACCGAACAGAAAAUUUGUAGCUAUUGUAAGCGUUUCGGGCACCUGAUUAACGAAUGUCGUACUCGACACCGGCAAUUUUUCGGAAAACCAAACAGAGGCCUCGGCCAACGGGACAUCCCGAGGCCCAGGAAAUCCUCGUCCCAUCCUCGCGGUGGAAGACCGCCCUUCUACGUCAUCAGGAAUUACACCGGAGAUAUUCCCUCCGUCGAGUUCCCUUCUUUUUGCGGACCGAUCGCCUUUAUGGUGGACACCGGAGCACACCCUAAUAUCAUUAAGAAAAGAUGUGUUCACGGUGACAUCACUAUUAACAAUCAAGAGAUUUUACAACUAACAGGCAUAACUGAAAAUGUCGUUAGCACGCUAGGCUCUAUCGAAGCCCAUAUAUUAGAAACUCCAGUAAAAAUUCACGUCGUGCCAGAUGAAUUUCCAAUGACGCAACAAGGUAUUCUAGACACGUCAUUUUUCAAAGAACACGACGCCUGUAUCGAUUACGCACAAAGAAAUCUGACUUGGCAUAAUUGCUAUUUUCCGUUUAGGAAAUAUGAAACUAUUGUUGUACCUCCGCGUACUAACACGGGAUUUGUAGUUCUAAUCUCAAACCCGGAAAUUAAAACAGGGUAUAUUCCUCGUCUAAAAAUUUGCGAAGGAGUAUACGCCGGAGAUUCGCUUGUAACUUGUAUUAAUGACAAGGCUUACAUACGAAUAAUUAGUACGCUCGAUCACGAGAUCGAAGUUCUGAUACCUACCCUGCGAAUCGAAGAAGUCGCUCAAAUUGCUGAUAAAUUACCGACCUCUACAGAGAUCGAAAACACUCCAUUAUUAAACCAGAAUUCUCCUGAAGAUAAAAAUCAUAAAUUAUUACAAUCCUCUAAAAAUAACAUAAUUAAUACUACUACUAAUGCAAACAACUACAUUAACCAAACAAAUGUUCCUAUUAAUACUAAUGGUGAUAACAGUGACGAUACAAAUAACACUGGUGAUAACGCCGCAAACACUAAUACUAAUACUAAUAACGAUGAAUCGCUCUCUCUUACCAAUCCUCCUAAUUUCUACAAUGCAUCUUUCGAAUGCACCUCUAUUACUCAAAAUACUCUACUCCAUGCAGAAGGCAUGCGAGCCCAGACGGGCCCCUUUCACAAAAAAGAAAGCGCGACUGCCCUCAUGGGACCUUCUUUUUCUCACAAAUCUAGCCCAAGCGGCAUCUACUCUAAUCCUACGCUGGCACCACAGAGUGCACCAGCUCCCUCCCUUGUGCCAUGCAGAGCACUCUCACAAGAAAAAGCGAUUCAUAACAUAAAUAAUAGUCGAGCAAUUUCUAUUAUAAAUACAAAGGAAAUUGCCGUUACUAAAAAUAAAAAGAUUACGCGUAGAAAUAUCACCAUCACUCAAAGUCGCACGAUAAAACCCAACGAAAAAUUUGAGAAUUUUGAAUUAAACAAUUUUAAAAUAAAUCCUGAUAGAGUAUCUAUAAUAUUACAAUCACUCCGACUUGAACAUUUGACUUCUCUCGAGCAGGAACACAUUGUCACACUAGUUAAAAAUAACUCAGAUAGAUUUUACAUACCUAACGACUAUCUCGGUCAAACUCAUGUAGUAACGCAUAAAAUAACGACUACAGAUGAUGUACCAAUACACACAAAACAGUAUCGAUUUCCUCCUAUACAUAAAGACGAGAUAAAUCGACAAGUAAACCAACUUCGCUCAAACGACAUUAUAGUACCUUCCAACUCUCCAUAUAAUUCACCUGUUUGGAUUGUGCCAAAGAAAUCUGAUUCAACGGGUAAUAAAAGAUGGCGAAUGGUCAUCGAUUACAGACGGUUAAACGAAAAAACAAUCGGAGACGCGUAUCCGUUACCAAACAUCUGCGAUAUCAUGGACCAACUCGGUGGUUCUAAAUAUAUGUCGAUACUCGAUUUAAUUAGCGGGUUCCACCAGAUACCCAUGGAUCCCGCCGAUGCGCAUAAAACCGCAUUUUCGACACCGCACGGGCAUUAUGAGUUCUCGCGAAUGCCUUUCGGUUUGAAAAACGCCCCAGCCACUUUCCAGCGAUUAAUGGACCAAGUUUUAACUGGCUUACAAGGGGUCGAAUUAUUCGUGUACAUGGACGAUAUCGUGGUAUACGCGAGCUCGUUACAAGAGCAUGAAAUAAAAAUGAAUAAGUUAAUGGACCGUCUGCGAUCCGCAAAUCUAGUGCUUCAACCUGAUAAAUGUGAAUUCCUCCGUCGCGAAGUGGCAUAUCUCGGUCACAUAAUCGGAGAAAAUGGCGUACGCCCAGAUCCGCAAAAAAUUUCCGCAGUACAGAAUUUUCCAGUUCCAAAGAAUAUAAAGUAUGUUCGGCAAUUCCUUGGAUUAGCCGGCUAUUACCGCCGCUUCAUUCCAAAUUUUUCGAAAAUCGCCAAUCCGCUAUCUAAUUUAUUAAAGAAAGAUGUAGCUUUUAAAUGGAACGAUAAUACGCAAGAAGCGUUUAAUACUCUAAAAAAUUGUGAUGUAAGGAACUAAUUUUGCAAUAUCCGGAUUUCAACCGCGCAUCCUUAUAACAGACGCAUCAAAUUUUGCUAUCGGUGGAGUACUAAGUCAAGGCGAAAUAGGCCACGACCUUCCGAUCGCCUACGCGUCAAGAGUGUUAAACUCAGCAGAAAAAAA
Messenger RNA from Solenopsis invicta (red fire ant), 3573 nucleotides. RefSeq lists its product as uncharacterized. The coding region runs from base 1 to 3429 and encodes 1142 amino acids. The transcript is spliced from 3 exons. The record is from RefSeq and is a predicted model, not a curated record. Lineage: Eukaryota; Metazoa; Arthropoda; Insecta; Hymenoptera; Formicidae.